This is a messenger RNA of Triticum aestivum (bread wheat), 2130 nucleotides long. Its product is annotated as BTB/POZ and MATH domain-containing protein 1-like. The transcript is spliced from 4 exons. Lineage: Eukaryota; Viridiplantae; Streptophyta; Magnoliopsida; Poales; Poaceae. Gene Ontology annotation, molecular function: protein binding. Bases 1 to 1878 code for a protein of 625 amino acids. Gene Ontology annotation, biological process: protein ubiquitination. The record is from RefSeq and is a predicted model, not a curated record.
AUGACGCACAACGGGGGAAGCUGGAUGACCAAGGCGCGAAUGCCACUGAGACGGCUUGACACGAACACCGUUGAAGACCUGGGAAGCUCGAGGUGCAUCAAGUGGAUAGAGACCAUGUUCAUAAUGACCACUAAGAAAAACAUCCCUCGUUGCGCAGUUGUCAGGGCGGCCCUUGCGGAGGCAUUGGUGCACUACUACCCGCUCGCAGGCCAUCUCCGGGAGGCUCCCGGGGGCACCACCGCCGACGACAUCAUGUUGUCAACACCGCUAGAAGAAAUGGUCGGUCGCUUCUUCCUCUUCGGCCCAGGGGACAUGGCAUCGCUACGAAGGCAUGCCCCCGCGCACCUAACACCGCCGGUCACCAGCUUUGAGCUUCUGACUACGGUCAUGUGGCGUUGCCGCACAGUGGCACUUGGUUACAAGCUCCACCAGCGGGUGCGCCUGAUGUUUUCUCUAAAUGCGAGUGGGAGGUGGAAGCGUCAUGCGCUCGUCCCACGUGGGUUCUACGGGAAUGCACUCUUCUACCCUGCAGUACACACAACCGCCGAAGAACUGUGCUUCAACCCGCUUGGCUAUGCGCUCGGACUCAUCCGCGAGGCCAAGUGUGACAUGACAGACGACAACAUGGAGUCGAUGGUUGAUUUCACGGCCUCUAUGCGUGGGCAGCCACCUCUCACCAUGGACAGGAUGUACGAGGCCUCUGACAUCAAAUGGGUUGGGCAGGACGCGCUAGAUUUCGGAUGGGCGAAGCGGGUUGACGGCGGCGGAAAUGUACAGCUUUUUUUCUUGAGAAAAGGGAAAUGUACCGCUGGUGUAGAUGCUGUUGCAAGUGGGCCAAGAUGUCCGCACGUGUUCAAGAUCGUCGGCUACCAUCUGCACAAGGGUUUGGGCGUCGGCAAGUACAUACGGUCCGCAACCUUCGCCGUCGGCGGCUACGACUGGUGCGUCCGUUACUACCCCGAUGGAUACUCAUCCCCAGAGUGCAAUGGCUACAUCUCUGUCUACCUCGAGCUCCUCACCAGGAACGCCGAGGUCAGGGCGAACUACACAUUCAGUCUAAUCGACUCGGGGGGCGGCGGCGCGCAGGCAUGGUCGCCGUUCAUCCGCCGCUUCGCUCACAACUACACCUCCGUCGAUGUCAGCUAUGGAGCUGACAUGUUCAUCAAACAGAGUGCGCUCGAAUCGGUGCCAUACCUGCGGGACGACACCGUGGUGAUUGAAUGUGAGGUCAAGGUUAUCAGGUGGCCGCAGGUGCAGGAGGAGACCGUGUUGGCCGCCACACAUAUCGAGGUGCCACCGUCGGACCUGCCGAAUCACCUCAGAAAUUUGCUGGAUGGGAAGAGAGGAGCAGAUGUGACUUUUGAGGUUAAAGGCGAGGUUUUCCCUGCUCACAAGAUUAUGCUCGCCACGCGAUCGCCCGUCUUUGAUGCUCAACUCUAUGGAUCCAUGAGCGCUGCCAAUGCCACGAGUAAUAAGAACAUAAUCGUCGAAGACAUGGAGCCCCCUGUUUUCAGGGCCUUGCUUCACUUCAUCUACACGGAUUCGCUGCCCGCUAUGGAUGACCUUGAUGAUGGUGAGAACCAAGAGAUGGUUAAGCACUUGCUGGUGGCUGCCGACAGGUAUGCCAUGGACAGGAUGAAGAUGAUAUGUGAAGGUAUUCUCUGCAAGAGCCUUGACGUUGAGACCGUGGCGACGACAUUGGCGCUAGCUGAUCAGCAUCAAUGCAGCAAGCUGAAAGAUGCCUGUGUUGAAUUCAUCCUCUCUUCAAACAGAAUUAACGAUGUGGUGGCAAGCCAGGGGUAUGCACACCUCAAACGAUCUUGUCCUGCUCUCAUGUUUGAUGUCUUUGAGAGGGCUACCAAGUCUCGCAAAAUUUAAUGUGCUAAUCUUGAGUUAGGCCUCAAAAUAGUCAGUUUAGUGGACACGUGGCCACCUAAAAUGAACUAGUUUCUUAUCCUUUAAACUUUAGAGAUCUGUGGGUGGGACUGUCUUAAAAGGUUGCAAAUAUUUUGUAUGCUCAUGUUGGGUUAACUUCUGGAUGACUAGCCACCUGUCAUGAAUGAGUUGUUUUGGAGGAGAUGAGUUGGUCUUGCAAGAUGUACUGAACUACUGGUUGCCUCUUCAUAUGUA